Messenger RNA from Hippocampus zosterae (dwarf seahorse), 947 nucleotides. RefSeq names its product chromobox homolog 1b (HP1 beta homolog Drosophila) (gene cbx1b). The transcript has 7 exons. Gene Ontology annotation, cellular component: nucleus; pericentric heterochromatin. The record is from RefSeq and is a predicted model, not a curated record. NCBI's taxonomy places the organism in Eukaryota, Metazoa, Chordata, Actinopteri, Syngnathiformes, Syngnathidae. Gene Ontology annotation, molecular function: chromatin binding. Gene Ontology annotation, biological process: negative regulation of transcription by RNA polymerase II; chromatin organization. The coding region runs from base 336 to 932 and encodes 198 amino acids.
UUCCCCACUCGUCUCAGACGAUAAGGGGCGGGGCCGCUCGGCUACAUUUAGCUCCAAGCUAGUCAAAAAGCUAGCCUCGCUGUGUAACCUACCAGGUAGGGAAAAGCAAAACACUGAAUCGCCGACGCGAUUGGGCUACAAUAAAAACCCUAGCGUUGCACUGUGAUCCUUUUCGGGAGGGGGGGUCUCUCGAAAAAAACGAACUGCGAGUCAGAGUUCAACCGGGAGUGGCGUCAAAGCGCUAAAAGCGUCGUUUCUGAAGAACUGAUCGCGCUCUGCAAACUUCUGCUUGUUGUGAACAGAACCCUGCUGGUCACCAGCUCUCCCUGAAGAGUAUGAGCCUGACUACCGAAACUCCCAACGAUGGCCCCAGCGUUACAGAAGAGAGUAAGCAGCCUGCGGCCGAGAAGAAGGACAAGAAGGCGGAUGAUGUAGCCGAGGAAGAUGAGGAGGAAGAGGAAUACGUGGUGGAGAAGGUCCUGAAUCGGCGGGUGGUCAAAGGGAGGGUGGAGUACCUCCUCAAGUGGAAAGGAUUCUCGGAGGAAGAUAACACAUGGGAGCCAGAGGACAACUUAGACUGUCCCGACCUCAUCGCAGAGUUCCUCCAGUCUCAGAAGUCGGCGCACGAGGGCAAACGAAAGGCGUCCGCUGAUGGAGACGGGGAAGAAAGUAAAUCCAAGAGGAAGAAAGAUGAUACAGAGAAGCUGAGGGGCUUUGCCAGAGGCUUGGACCCAGAGAGAAUCAUCGGAGCCACCGAUUCGACGGGAGAGCUCAUGUUCCUCAUGAAGUGGAAAAAUUCUGACGAAGCAGACCUGGUUCCGGCGAAGGAAGCCAACAUCAAGUGUCCGCAGGUGGUCAUUUCUUUCUACGAGGAGCGGCUCACCUGGCAUUCGUACCCUAGCGAAGAUGAGAAAAAAGAUGAGAAAAACUAACAAAACAAAAACAAC